AUUUUCAUCUCUCUACUCCCAUUUUUUUUCACCAACUCUCAAUCAAGAAACAAAGAAAGAAAGAAAGAAAGAAAAGCAAUUAAUUAAUAAUGGAUGACAAAGUUGACAGACUCGUAAUCUUCCUAGCAAAGAGGGACGGGAUUGACAAGCUAGUCAAGACUUUCCAGUACGUAUCCAAGCUGGUCCACUGGCGCGUCGAGAAUUCCCACCCACGCGCCGCCGAUAGGGCCAAGCAAUGGGAGGUGGCGUCUGGCCUGAGCCGCAAGGCCUUCCGCACGGGCCGAUUCCUCACGGGCUUCAACGCCCUCCGCCGCAACCCGGGGCCCACCGCGACCUUCCGCGCGCUGGCCGUGCUGGCCAACGCCGGCGAGAUGGUGUACUUCUUCUUCGACCACUUCCUCUGGCUGUCGAGGGUUGGGGUUCUGGACGCCAAGCUGGCGAGGAGGAUGAGCUUCGUGUCGGCGUUCGGGGAGGCGUUUGGUUACGUGUUCUUCAUCGUGUCGGAUUAUAUAGUCAUCCGGGAUGGGAUUAGGGCGGAGAGGAGGAUUGUGGAAUCCGGGGUGGAAUCUAAGGAGGGUGACGUCAUCAGGAAAAUUAGGGCGGAUAGGGUGAUGAGAUUGAUGGGGGUGGCGGCGAAUGUGGCGGACUUGGUGAUUGCUUUGGCGGAUAUCGAGCCUAAUCCUGUGUGUAAUCACGCGGUUACUCUUGGGAUUAGUGGACUUGUUUCUGCUUGGGCUGGUUGGUAUAGAAACUGGCCCUCUUAAUCAUUAUAGAUUUUAUUUAAAGGGGAAAUUACCGUUGCCCUUCAAGUCUUGCACCGAUUUCACAUUUGAUCUCCCAUGUUCACAAAGCACACAUUUGGUCGCUCGUGUUUGAGUAAUUUAACACUUUUGAAGUUUGAUGAUUUUCGUUUAUUUACCGUUAGUCCGUUAGUUAAGGAAGUGAUGGGCGAGCGCUUCAUUCUGUUAGUUUUAACGGGAUAUUUGACGAAAAGUACUAAAAGUUAUGAGUUUUUGAAA
Messenger RNA from Erythranthe guttata (spotted monkey flower), 1019 nucleotides. It is a transcript of the gene PEX11B, whose product is annotated as peroxin 11B. Lineage: Eukaryota; Viridiplantae; Streptophyta; Magnoliopsida; Lamiales; Phrymaceae. Gene Ontology annotation, cellular component: peroxisomal membrane. Gene Ontology annotation, biological process: peroxisome fission. The record is from RefSeq and is a predicted model, not a curated record.